This is a messenger RNA of Hypoxylon fragiforme, 1162 nucleotides long. RefSeq lists its product as uncharacterized. Lineage: Eukaryota; Fungi; Ascomycota; Sordariomycetes; Xylariales; Hypoxylaceae. The record is from RefSeq and is a predicted model, not a curated record. The transcript has a single exon. Bases 313 to 996 code for a protein of 227 amino acids.
CCGGAAUAGGAAACAUUUCUUUUAUAGGUUGUGGAGAGCCCGUGCUAUGUAUGUGGUAGUAACGUUGACCACCCAACCUGUUUGUAUCUCGUGAGACUGUGCUGCCCAUUCGCUGUGCUUCUACGUAUUCUUACAUUCCCACCUACUCACUUACAUAUCAAUCAGUCCGUAAUGGUGAGUUAUGAGACAAGAGGAUGAAAAAUACAUUUUACAGGAAAAGCUUACCAUGGCAACGGUAUGCCUACGGAGUAUUAUCACAUGUGGCAAGACUUACUUAUAUACAUUCAUAGCUAGUAAUUGCCUACCUACAUAAUGGCCUACAUAAUAUCAACACACAGUGCAUAUUUGCCAGGGGUAGCACCCGACGAGCUUUCGGAAACCUGUCAAACCUCAGCUCUCGACCUACCUAACCUAGGGCAUUUCACGCCGCACACGAGGGGGAGGAGGGCCCAUAAUACCGUACACAAGAGCGACACACAAAAGCGAAACGUCCCCUCUUUCUUUCUCCCAUCUUACCACCUACCUAACUAUUCCAACCGUUUUUUCCCUCCCCUAUCACUCAGUCUACUACCAAAAAUAUCACUCCCGAUUAAGUUCUUACACCGCUUCGACUUAGAUCUUGGGGGAGAUCCCGCGGAACCCGUCUGUUUGCUUCCAUUGUACCUACCCUGGGAAGGUACCUGGCCUAUUUGGUUCUAUCCGUACGCUCUAUCCGCCUGCCGAGCUGGGAAAUUCUGCUUUUAUGUAUGUGCCUAUAGCAAUCAGCGCCCAGGUAUGUUCCUGCCUACCUGCUUAUCUAGGUACCUGCCAAGUGUAUAUGUACUCCCUUGCGCGUCUAGACCCUCAAACGAGAAGCCAUUCGCCAUCACCUUCAAUGAUGUUGUUCCCAACAUUGAAGUUCUUACACACCUACCUAUGUAUUUUAUGUAUGUAUGUGUAGGCAAGGGAGGUUUAUGUACUUACAUAUAUCUAGGUAGGUACUAUGUAGGUAGGUAGGUAGGUAUGAUAUGUAGGUACCCCUCCCAUCUCCCCAUGUAUUGGCGGGAUGUCCGCCUACAUACCUCCCGAUCCAGAAACCGCCCGCUACGCCAUACAUAUCUCGCCGCCUCAUUAAUUACCUAACCGACCUACCUACAUCUACACACACAAGUUGCACUGUGAA